AAUUUUCAUGCUUAUAUUGUGAUCAAGUUCCACAAGUCCACAUGGAAGUUUUCGGAAGUGACGGGUCAAUUUUUGGCACGAUAUUUCUCCUUCACGUCAUGCGAUUUUUCAGUUUCCAUAAGUUUGAGGGUGAUUUUAUAAGAAAUCAAGGAACGUAACUAAUUUUGGAAAUUCUGAUUUUAACACGUUAAUUUUCCUUUUUGAGGGGCCCUGAAGCGCGCCACCAGGGGUCAACUUUCACAGGCCUAUACACAUUUUACAGAUGUGCAGCUUCUGAAUAUGGCAUCAGUACACCAACUCUGGUGAACCCUGCAAAGCAGUUUAGUUCCUUUGAAGACGAAAUGGAUGAGUUGAAAGUGCAGCAGAUCCCAGAACAGGACAUUCCUGCCCCGAGUGACUCCACCUUUCAUGACGUCAUGAGUUUUUUCAUCCAGGGCUAUGACUGCACAACUGUGGAGCACUUUGCUCAGUACACCCACAACUUGGCAAAAAAUAUGCAUCUUAAGAUCUUUGACAGCUUUGCAAUGCCCACAAAGCAAACACUUGUACACACCAUUCAAGCCCCUGGCACAUCCGAGAAACUCAAACCCAGAGACUUCAUGUUAGCGACACAUGGGCGAGUUAUACAGUUACAAGAAAUGCGAGGGACCAUAGCACCAGUUUUUUUGGAAAUGCUACAAGUAAAUCAACCCGAAGGAGUUAUACUGAACAUUGAACCGCAUUCACAGUACCACCAUAAAGAGAGAUACAUCCAGAAAGAGAUUCCUAAGGAUCUACUAUGAUGAGAUGCCACCCGUCUGUGACUUUACGGAACUCUAGUGCAAAGCUAUAAUGCUUAGAUCCUAUGCCAACUCCAUGGUAUAUCCAUGGUUGCACAUUAGAUGUUGCCUGGAUGUGUCUGGAUGUGUUGAAGUGAAG
Messenger RNA from Patiria miniata (bat star), 918 nucleotides. Its product is annotated as 39S ribosomal protein L48, mitochondrial-like. The transcript is spliced from 6 exons. Bases 342 to 782 code for a protein of 146 amino acids. Lineage: Eukaryota; Metazoa; Echinodermata; Asteroidea; Valvatida; Asterinidae. Gene Ontology annotation, cellular component: mitochondrial ribosome. The record is from RefSeq and is a predicted model, not a curated record.